AUGAGUGCGCUGGUUUCUGCAAAUAUUCAAAGACUGGUCAGACUCUCUACUCGUCAUUCUAUUUUUAACCCCGUUUCAAAACCACCAAACUGUCUACAUGCAAUUCCUAGCUCAUGCUUCGGUAAUAAUUCCUCUUCAAAACCGCAAUCAAGAAUUGUCACCAUUCCCAACAUUUUGACGUCCUUACGUAUUGGUGCGACUCCCUCGAUUUUUUUCCUUAUUCUAAGACAGGAUCUUUCAUCAGCUGCUAUACUAGCUGCAGUUAUUGGAUUAACUGAUGCAGCUGAUGGUUAUAUUGCUCGCCGUUUUCCAUCACAACAAUCCGUUACGGGUUCCUACCUGGACCCCCUAGCUGACAAGCUCUUCAUUUCUUUGCUUUCUGUGGCCAUGGCGUACACGAACCUACUCCCCGUAAGUCUGGUAGCCCUAUUUCUAAUGCGUGAUGCACUUCUCCUCACUGGCGCCUCCUACCUGCGUUUUGUCUCGUUGGGUCACCCGUGGAACACCGCUGUUCAAAUAACGGCGGUAUUUUCCAGUCUGAUGGCCCCCGUUCUUGGUUUGCAAGAUAGCCUGGCACUCCCCGCCCUAUGGUUAACGGCCGCAAGCACAACCAUUUACUCGGGCUUCGGGUAUGCACAAAGCUUCCCAAGUUUCUUUCAGGAGGCUCUCAGAAUUUCGGCUUCCAAGAAGAGGGAGAAGCGGUAG
This is a messenger RNA of Echinococcus granulosus, 705 nucleotides long. Its product is annotated as Cardiolipin synthase. The transcript has 5 exons. Gene Ontology annotation, biological process: cardiolipin biosynthetic process. The record is from RefSeq and is a predicted model, not a curated record. Bases 1 to 705 code for a protein of 234 amino acids. NCBI's taxonomy places the organism in Eukaryota, Metazoa, Platyhelminthes, Cestoda, Cyclophyllidea, Taeniidae. Gene Ontology annotation, cellular component: membrane; mitochondrion. Gene Ontology annotation, molecular function: cardiolipin synthase activity.